AUGGAGGCCGGGCUGGUGAGGCUGCUCCACGACGUGGGGCAGGCGCUGACCACCGCCUUCGUCGUCCGGGCCUCGGUGGCCGACUGCCCGGACUGCUGGUGCAGUCCGGCCUUGCACUGCCCGGCGCUGCAGUGCACGUGCCCCAGCGGCGAGGGCACCCUGGCGGCCGUCGCCACCCCGGGGUGCCCCGGGGCCCAGCUGGCCUGGGUGGCUGGCCUCUCGCUCCUCCUGGGCGCCGUGCUCGGGGCCGCAGCCGUCUCGUGGGCCUUGCGGCCUCGCCCGAGAGCGCUUGCAGCGCCCGCCGCGGCGCCCGUGGAGGUGGACAGUGCGCCGGCGGGCGGCGACCUCGCGCACCUCGCGCUGGAGCAGGCCAAGGCCUUCCGCAGGACGCCGGGUCGACUGGACAUAUUUCGUUCGGGGUACGUGAUGACCCCGGACUUCGACGACUACGGCGAGACCACGAAUCCAGACGCGGACGUGAUGGAGGUCCACUUCGUGCACGGGCAGGGCGGCAGGGCUGGAGGCAUCCCAGAGAACCGGGUCUACAGGUUCCGCCGCCUGCCCACGGCGGCCGAGAUCUGGAGCGCCCUCCGCCGCGGGGCAGCGCUGGGGUACGGGCCGCUGCCCGACGGGCCCUUCCUCCUCACGCUGUCCGCGGUGAACUGUGCAGGCGCGCCGGCGGGCAGCAUGCCGCUGGCGGACCCGUCGAUCGUGGUCCCCCCGCUGGUCGGCGUGGCCGGAGCGUGCCCCGCGGCAGCGGCCCCGGGCGAGCUGGCGCUUCCUGGGGCGGCCCCGCCAGCCCCACCGGCGGCCGCGGCCGCGCCGGCGCCGGCAGCCGCGGCCCCAGCCGUCGUGGCCCCCGCCCCCGGGGCGGCCGCUGCUCCAGCGGGUCGGGCGCCGGCGGUGCCAGACACCGUGGCGGUUGCGCCGCAGCCGAGCGGGGAGCCCGCACCAGGCUGGCACUGGGUGGCCGCCGAGGACGUCGACGGCGCCGUGUCGUUCGGCACGAGGGUGGCCGUCGGGGUGCCGGGCGGAGCGACCCUCGUGGGCCGCGCGGGGCGCCGCGGGCUUCUCACGCUCGCCGGCGGCGCCGGAGCCAGCGCGGUGCUGCUGCAGGACAGCGAGAUCCCGUGGUUCAUGCAGGAGUACCGCGGGAGCGACGCGCGCACGCUCGAGAUCCCGCCGGGAGCCGGGCAACCAGGCGGCAGCUCUCGGGAGUGGCGCGAGGUGGUGCAGCUCUGCCGCGAGGAAGCCGUCCCGGGGUUCGCCGUCGCCCCGCCGAGGACGGCGCAGUGGUGUGCCAAGUACCAGGUGAAGGAGGGGGGCCCGGUCCUCCAUCAUGAGAUGUGGAAGUCAAAGCGCAAGCUGAACCCGACCGACUUCGGGGUGGACAUGCACGAGACACUCUCCAAGAUGAUCGAGGCCAUGGGCUCGGCCGAUCACCUGGACGUCUACAACUUGGCGAGCGCGGAGCUCGGCUACAGGAAGCUCCAGCUCAUCGAGCACUACUGGGACGACAGGAGCGCGGAGCAGCAGCAGCACAACAUGCGGAUGCCCCUGGAGGAGGCAUUCGCGUUCAUGGGAGGCUCGAGGUCUCCCUCGAUGGUGUGCCCCGAGCUGCUCGAUUCGGUGUCGAAGGAGCUGGAGCGGAUCCACAGCAUCAAGAAGAACGCGAGGAAGCUGAGGGGGGAGCAGAAGGCCAACAAGGGCGGCCGGGACGCUCCUCCCCCGAAGUCACGAUGCUGGGCCCGCCCCCGGGACUGCCUCGACCCGGGGGUGAUGCAGAAGAGGUGGUGGGCGGAGGGUGAGCUCGUGGCCGAGCUAGUAGUGGCGCUCAACCAGCUGGAUGCCGGCUCUGAUGACCCGCCGCGCCGUGCUGGCCAGGAGCCCAACAGGAUGCAGCAACUUUGCCUGGAGCAUCUCGCCGAAAGCUGUGCGGCGAUGGGCUCCAUUCCUCCAGACUUGUCGACCGAGGUGGCCCUCCAGGAGCUCCAGGUUGGCGCCGGCUACUCCGACGGCGAGCCCGUCACGGUGGCCCCCUUCGCGCACGACCUCGUGUCUCUGCCAGCUGUGGGCGGUACGCCUGUGCCCCUGAGUCAGCUGUUGGGAGCCGACGGUCCAGACAUCGUGCGAAGGUUCAUCACUUCGAAGGUUUUGCCAAUUCAAAGCGCCGAGAUUUUUAAGGAGGAGGCUGGCUUCGCGCGCCCUUACCUGGAUCCAGUGCUGCGGCAGCCCGCGGCCUACCUGUCCUUCGUCGAGAGGAUGAGGGACGGGGGCAUGCUGGAGUUCAGGGUCGAUGAGGGCAAUUUUGAGGAAGUCGGUCUAUUCACCGUUUGGAAGAAGGAUGGUCGCCAGCGCCUGGUGAUUGAUUGCAGGGGCAGCAACUUCGGGUUCGCGGAGCCCGACAAGACCAGCCUGGCGUCGGGGGGCAGCUUCAGCUCCAUCGAGCUGGCGCCGGGCGAGGUGCUGUGGACGGCGGGAGUCGACAUAGCGGACGCCUUCUACAACAUGGGCCUGCCGCCGGACGGGGCCUACACAGCCUAUGUUGACAAUUUCAUUUCCUUUGGUGUGGAUCCUGACAGGCCUGCGGCCCUCCUGAGGGUUGCUGGCCACUUCGCGUUCAUUGCUAUGUCGAGGCGCCCGCUCUUGGCCGUAUUUAGUUAUGUGUAUGCCUUCUCGAGGAAGUACUUCGAUCGGGUGAUGAAGCUGCCGCCGUCUGUCCGCCGUGAGCUUCGUUGGGCCGCCUCCCUGAUCCCCCUCGCCUGGGCUGAUCUCUGGGCCACCUGGUCUCCCAGGGUCUACGCGAGCGACGCUAGCGAGGAGGGGAGGGGCGUGUGCCAGAAGGAGGCCGACCUGGGAGCCAUUCGUGGUGCUGGGAGGUACGGGGAGAGGUGGCGAUUUCGACGAGCAACUGCUUCGCGACCUCGCGACUGCCUCUUCGAGCAGAGCGACCCGCCGACCGCCGACACCGCGAAGGUCGAGCCGAUCGCCGAUUUCGUCGUGUCGCCGGAGGUGGAGCACGUCGUGUCGCCGGAGGAGGCGGUGGAGGAUCCUGAGGGUAACUUGUGGAAGGUCCCGGAGGUGGAGGAAAAACUGUACGGGGGGAGGUGGCAGGUCGUGUCGAGCGGAGGGUGGGCCCGGUCCGAGAAGAUCAUCGUCCUCGAAGGUCGGGCGCUCGUUCACUCUCUUAGGCACGCACUUCGCGACUCGAAGUCUUUCGGUAAGCGUAUCCUCUUCCUUUGCGAUAACAUGGGGCUCGUGUGUGCUAUGGAGAAGGGCCGCUCCUCAGCCGGGGGAGUCCUCCGCGUCGCCCGGCAAUGGGCCGCCUGGUGCCUGGCGGGCGCGGUGCAGGCCUCGGUGCGCUGGAUUCCGUCUGAGCGGAACGUCGCCGAUGCGCCGUCGCGCCGCCGCAUCCCCCUCGGGGUUUGGCUCGACAGCGGCACGGCGGACACUGCCGAGGGCAUCGAGCAGUGGGCCGUCCGGGACGCCGGGCGCAGCAGCCAGCAGGCCGACUGCCGCAGCGCCGGCCUCGAGCUCGCCGAGCUGGCCGUCCGCGAGCCUGCCGUCGGCGUUCUUCGGGGCGCCCGCCGGCCCGCGCGCCCUGCGGCGAGGCGGUCCGCUGGCGGGGCGGCCUCAGCCUCGGAGGGGGCGGCACCUGAGUGCAGUCGCGGCCCAGUCGCGCCAGGCCUUGGAUCGCUGCUGCAGCGGGCGUCGGUGACUCCGAAGACCGUGGCCCAGUACGACGCGCUGUGGCAGGACAUCCUUCGCAUGUGGCUGCGGUUGCGUCCGGUGGGCUCCCUGCAGGCGGAGCCGGGCGACGACGAGACGGACUUCGUGGUCGCCAGCUGGAUGGACCAGGAGUACACGUUCGGGGAGCUGGCGCAGAGGGGCACCAAGGGGCUAGCGGCGGUGAAGUACUUCCGGCCGCAGUUCGCAAAGUCGGGAGGGCUCUCCCUUCCGCGCUCGGCGCAGGCCUUGAAAGGCUGGAAGCGGCUCGCCCCUGGGCGGGCGCGGCUGCCGCUGCCGUGGGAGGUCGUCGCGCUGAUCGCGCUGGAGCUGCUGCUGACCGGCUACUGGGCGAUGGCGGCGUGGACGAUCAUCACCUUCCACUGCUACCUGCGCCCCAGCGAGCUGCAGCGGGUUACCGCCGAGAUGCUCGCGCCGCCUGUGCCAGGGACCCACGUGGGGAACUGGGCGAUCGUGCUGCACCCGAGCGAGGAGGAGAUCAGCAGCAAGACAAGGGAGUUCGACGAGACCGUGGUGUUCGAUCUGCCGCUGUUCCGCUUCCUUGUGCCCGUGCUCGCCUACCUCAAGAGGGAGACGCCGGCCAGGGCCCUGGAGCCAACGCUAGAUUUAUCAAUGGAGGCAGGCUGCAGCCGCCGGCGCAAGCAGUUCUCCGCUGUCUUCGCGGUGAAGAUCAGGAACGGGAGUUUCUCGGCGACGCCCGCGGGCUCGGCCGCCCCGCGCUCGGGCGGGGCGCCUUCCGGCGCUCGCCCCUUCGCUCGACAGUUCGCUGCCGUGUUCGCGUUUGGGUCCAGGCGCGCGCGCGCGGGCGGCGCGGCCCCGCCUCGCCAGGCCGGCGCAGCCCACGAUAGCCAUGGCGGACCAGCCCGAGACAAACAGGCGAGCCGCAUCGCAGCGCAGGCGAGCGGCAUCUCCGCGGCGCGACGGAUCAACGAGCAGCGGGGCAUCAUCGAGGCGACGGCGAGCAGCAUAUCCAGCCAGGCGCGACGGAUCAUCAAGCAGGUGGCCGUCUCUCACGGCGACGCCGGCAUCUCCGACCAGGCUGCCCUGCACCUCUUCUGCAUGGUGUCGGCGGUGAAGAUGGCCCGCUCCGCCAUGGAGCUAGGCUCUCCGGAGAGGGAAAGCGGCUGGGAGGGCCCUUCCAUCAAGGAGACCGUAGCCAUGGCGGCGGGCGUCAGCGUAGAGGGUGCGGCAAGCGCGAGCUGA
Molecule: messenger RNA, 4950 nt
Organism: Prorocentrum cordatum
Lineage: Eukaryota; Dinophyceae; Prorocentrales; Prorocentraceae
Source: the annotation of a GenBank genome assembly